Molecule: messenger RNA, 15679 nt
Organism: Amoebophrya sp. A120
Lineage: Eukaryota; Dinophyceae; Syndiniales; Amoebophryaceae
Source: the annotation of a GenBank genome assembly
CGCUUGAGAAAAAAAUCUGCGACUGCUGCAGCGUCGACGAUUUUGAUGACGAAGACAUAUUUAUUACGAGCCUGCUUUUGAGGAGUCGUGGCUUCAAAUGUUGACAUCAGUAAUGAUCCAGGACCGCCGCGCCCGGCUUCAUGGUGGCCCUAUAUCACAUAGGUACGCCAGAAGUGCAGCUGGCAGGUCUAGUUUUAGGAGUUCGCCGUACUUUGAUUUGUGGCGAGAAACGUCGACAGACAUCAGCAUCACAAGAAUUAUAUCAAUGUCUUGGAGAACGAGAAGUUGAAGUUGUAGGGGAGGCCCGCCCCGGGAGCGGAGGUAGUUCGUGCGGCGUUGAUAUUAACCGCCGGCAGUGCAAGAGCCGGUUCUUGUCCUCGGUACGUCCUUUGUGGUCCUCUACUACAUUUCCAUUGCGGCUCGCGGAGGAAGAACUACUAGGGUAAUGAAGCAGUAACUUGUAGUCCGCUCGCCUGCCGGGGACUUCUUGUACCAGCGGCCUCUACUUACCUUCGCUCCACCGCGUUUGCAAGAUGCGGCAGACCACCUCGUCGAGGAAGCAGGCUCAUCUGCCCGAGCACAGGCAGAGGAACCUAGCUGCUGCUCGCGACAUUAACAUAAAUCACAAGCACUUCCCAAACAGCGGAAUAGCGCACGUUCCAAAGGGGUACAAGAAAUUUAGUGGCCUCGAUAACAGCGAUAGCGACGGCGCAAGCAGCAGGGAGCAAAGCAGAAGUGAGAGCUCUAACAGGGCCGCGAAAAAACCGUCUGCAGCAGAACAAUGGUUGGCGUUCCAGGACUCGCAAACGUCUGCAGAACGUCAGGCUCACAUUGAGUCAGAGGCGAACAAAUUCAUCUCGCAGAUGAACAAGUCGGCACUAAAGCAGCCCAAGGCAAAGACGAAGGAAGAAGAGCAUGAGAAAACGGUGAAGAGAGUACUCAAAGAAGAGAAGCGCAUGAUAUCCACCCGUGCAACUGCAAAAGUAUCGUACUGCUCGCAAUAAACGAAUCGCGCGUACAGUUUUUGCAACAUCAACACAGCUCUGGUUCUCCUGCCCAAUCCAGCAACGCGAAUUCCAUUUUUUUUUAUUCCUUCUGAUGAACUAAAAAAUUGCAUUUGCAAGGUAUACGUAAUUUCAUCUACUACUAGAACUAGAAGUGCGAUUACUUUUGCAAUGCAUAAUUGGACCGAUUAGCAAAUGAUCGCAUCUCGUCCUCGGACGACUCGUCGUGCGGGAGCGACAGCAACAAGGCUCUUCGACAGGGGAAAAUCUUGAAGGAGAAACUGCAAAAAUUUUCGGUAUUUUCCAAGUAUGCGCAGCAAUCCAAGAUAGUGCGCGAUAUGCGACAAAGUCCCCCCUGCGCGGCCUCGUCUUGCAGCAGUUCUAGCAAGAGCAGACGGAGGAGCCAGGGCUCCGCUGACUCCGGAAGCAGGAGGAGUUCUUGGAACAACAAGAGAAGCAAGCACGGCGGCGGUCCGGCCUCCAAGCGGUUAUCUCACGAUGGCGAUGCAGUUUGGGACGCGUACGUCGCAGCGCAGAAGAAAGGGGUUGUCGUGGAGCCCGAAAAGGACAUUGAAGACAACCUCGAGCGGGCGGAAGCGAAGGGGGCGCAGAUCCUGUCUCGGCUGGACGCGAUAAUAGACCUGCCGCUCAACAACAUCCCCUUCGAAACCUGGGAAUCGCUACAAAACGCCGUCAUUCUGAGCGACAAGAAAAGCCUGCUGCCGGAAGGGCUUUCCGCGCAGGUAAAGCUGCACCACCUACUGAAAAUCGAGGAUCUGCUGUUCCGCGUAAACAAGAAUUACCGCGGGGUGCAGCAAAAGUAUGACCGGGAAAAGGCCGAAGCGGAGAAAAAGCGGUACGAGAGGAUGCUGCUGAGGCAGCAGCGCAAGGCCCGCGAGACCGCCGAGGCCCUCGAGGAAGAACAAAUGAGCGACGGGAAAAAAAAGCAAAAGCGUCAUAAUGAGAACCAGGACGACGAGGAUGGAAUCGAUUCUUGCCGCAAAAAGUUGCAGUUCGUACCAGGAGGCCACAACUAUCCGCGCGAACAGGCCGGGGGCAGUAGUUCGUCGUCCUCGUCCGCCUCGCGGGAACAAAAUAACGCGCUUCGAUCUUCCUCUGCGACUGAGGAAAUGCAGGAGGUGGAAACCCCGUUCGGCGGUUUGAAGGUUGUUGGAUUAAGAGUCGGGGAUGAUCUUGAUUAGGGGAGAAAAAUCUUGCCAUCUCUACAAAAAUUUUGUACCACCAGAACACGCGCAAAAACAAGGUUGUUUUUUGGGGUCCCAACCUAUUUGGCGGCCCGCUUCCGGGCCCCACAGCCCCGGCAAAUUUGGCUGGCGGCUGUCGCGUUUCACAUAGUAGGAGCUUCGGCCGGAAGCCAUUGGGAAGGAGCGACCGGCGCCGCCGUGCGCUCGUCCUCCCGUGUUUCCUAGGUGCCAAAGGCGGCCAGGAAGUUGGCCCGGCUCCAGGCCCGAUGCAGCCCGGCGGGCGCAUCAGGUCCAGACCUGUUGUGGCCCAGCCGACCUGGAGGAAAGCGUCUGGCCCCGGAGCUCACACUUGCCAACAACGAGAGCCCCAGAACCCACCCCCAAAAACGACCCCCAAAAGCGACCCCCUUCCCCCCCCUAGAAACAGGCGAUUUGAAGUACCCCCAAAAACGACCCCCCCAGCCACCCCCCUUCGGGGCCGGGCAGGGCGAAAUCUGGAAGAGCUUUCUUGUUCUUUCCAGCACUCUCGCCUUGGCCACUCGUAGGCGCCAUCGCCACUGGCGAGGGGCAGAGGCCCUUAAGCCUUGCCAUGGGCUGCGCGCUCACCGCAGAGAUUCCCUGCCCUUGCACGGCCAGCACAUGUGGAGCAAGACUAAAAGACGCCCCGACAAUCGAAGCAGUCACAGACCACGGCCGCCCAUGCGGGCCCAAUCGAUUCGGGCUGGCUGUGCGCGCUCGCUGACUGCCUAAAAAAAUAAAAAGUUUAAAGCCCCAAAAAACAGCCUUUUUUUUUCGCGUGUUCUGGUGGUACAAAAUUUUUGUAGAGAUGGCAAGAUUUUUCUCCCCUAACUUGACGAUGAAGAUGAGGAACCCGAAAUUUCCCUCUCGAUGGACGAGCCGGGCGCCGCGGUGUGGCGCAACUGUCUGCUGGAGAGAUUGCCGCCAGCCGAUGUAGACACCGAUAUGGACCACGAACUGGCGGUAGGGCGGAACACAUCAAACAAGAGUCUUACCGCUGGGAAGGGUCAAGAAGACGAGGACGUCGAAAUGACCCCCGCGGAGGAUCAGGACGUCGUCACGAAGGGGGACGGCUGCGCACCACCAGGAGCCGCUCCAGGCACAACAACUACACAGGAGGGACCUCCGGAGGACUCUGGGCAAAAUAAAUCCGAACCUCCGCAGUGUAUCACCCGCGUUCAGGCGCUCUUGUGUGUGCUUGCUAACUGCCUGACACGAUCUGCAGACGAGUACCCCGGACAAGCCCGUCUGGCGGCCCGGUGCUACUUUGCCGUGUUGUCUCUGCCGCAAGCUCGGUCGUACACGAGCACCCUGUUGCGGUCCGCGAUGGUCUACCAAAUUUCGGACAACCUGCGGGAAAGGUACGGGCGGGAUUUGCAGUCGCUGCACGGCGCUGUAGAGGAUUUUCGACGCUUUCUCGCAGGGGAUUGCUUCCUCAAGCCGUGGCUGACGCAGCUACACGAAACUGAAGUUGUGAAAGGGAAGAUGAAACAAGCAGCGAGUUGUACUUCUAGAGCAGUAGAGACCGGCACCAGAAGAAUCCAAGAUUUUGCCAGCAUUGCGGCUUCCUCCCCCAGCACCGAAGAUGUGCAGUCGGAAGAAGGUCGUGGUCACUUCUCGACCAUGAAGAGCAAGCAAGCGGAAAGUGCAGCUAGUUCUGCUUCUAGUGGUGCUUCUUCUCAGAGGAUGAACAAGGAAAAUUCAAUUCAAAGCAAUAAACAUAAAGGGAGGUUAGAAAAUCUCUCGUCGGAUUGGAAUGACAAUGAGUUGCCGCAAGACGACGAGGACCACGACGCGACACGGGCUGAGCGGUUUAGUCGGCUUUUCACGGACGUUUUACCGAAGGUGCCACAGCGCGGAGCGGCGAUGCAGAUGUUAUGGUCCGGUGCCGAGUACGCGGAAUUCUUUCGUGCAAAAGCUGGCGUGAAGAAAGACAAGGACGGGAAGCAGACCGAGAAAGCGAACAAAAACAGUCGGUUGCGGGACCCUGAACACCUGAGGCGCAGAUACGAGGAAUCGAACCUGUAUGUGCUCGGGCCUCAAAAGUUCAGCAGCAUGCUCCCGCUCACGCACGCAAUUUUUCACCAGCUGCGGAAACCCUUCGUACUUUGCCGCGACGCCGCCGGCCCCUCGGUCUUGCAGGAAAUGGCGAACGCCCUCGCAGCGUGCAUCGAUCGCGGACUGAAUAUGGAGGGAGAUGAUGAGGACGACGACGAACAGGAUGUUACAGGACGGAAUCGGGAUGAAAAAGAUCCACGUCCGAGCAGCUACACAGAGAACGCGCAAGAUGACGAAGAGCAGUCUCGCGCCAGCUUCUCCCAGCAAGGUAAUGACCACAUGGAAGUCGACCUCGAUGACGAUGAGGACAGUGUGAUGAGCGGUUCCACACGCGGAGGAAAAAAAGCCGUUCGCGGCCGCACGAAGAAGGGGACGAAGAGGAACAAUGACGCAAGAACAAAUGCAGAUGAACAAGAUGAUGCCUUCACGUCGUUGUCAACGCACAAGCCACGGCCCCCGCAUGUGGUCUUUCCCUACUACGAAGACGAGCACAGCGGGUUGAUUGACAGCCUUUACGGCGUGCUGCUCGUCUUGCUGGAGAAGAUGGAGAAACGCAGCGUGCUGCUCUGCCUUGCGUCCUGCGUGUUUCAGCACCUGGCGCCCUAUCUGACGAUGACGGUGCAGAAGGAUCCUGUCGCGGAGGUGAUUUCCCAAACGCAGCUGGCGGCCCGGGACGCGGCCAUCGACUUCGUGUGUUUCCUGGUCAACAUUCUCCGCCGAGAUUUAAAGGAGGCGGAGACGUGCAGCCUGAAGAUUUACAUGGACUACGACGAGGACACGGAUCCAGAUCCGGCUCUAUUUCCCAUCCAGGACGACGACGCGAAGAAAAAGGCAGAUGACGGCGCAACACAGGAUAAGGGCGGCGCUGGUGUUGCUGAAGAGCCCGUCACGACGCUUGCUCGUCUACCUAGUGCAGCAACUUUCAAUCGUCCGAGCGGAUCAACAAAACAAGACGACCAAUCUUCCCCACGACCCCGCCGUGAAGAUGACUAUGACAUACCAGAUCACCCUCAUUUUGAUCCAGGACUCUUCCCGUAUUCUGCUUCCAAAGCGAGUGCUGAAGGCCUGAAGCUAGCGACGAAGCGGAUCAUUAAGCAGAAAGGGCAACGCCUGGACGACACCGGUGUGCCACUUGACGGCAGCCCGCCAUUGUCGGACGACGAUGAAGAUGGCCGCGAUGACGUCGACCAAGAUUUUCAUCCCGACGGGAUCAACGCUGAAAAGGACAAAGACAAAAAAAAGCAGGACCACAAACCGAAGGAGGAGAAAGCGCCGAAGCGACCGACAACGAUCAUGCAUCCGUUGCUCGGACUUUUGCAGCUGUUGUGCCUGUAUGAAAUGCAAAAGCAUCGUACUCGUAUAAAUGCAUUACAAAUUUCCUCAGCAUGAGAAAGAAAAUAAUGCGGAUUUCCCUUAAGAUCAAGAUUAAGAUUUGUAAAUGCAAGACUUGCAUUUAUACGAGUACGAUACUUUUGCACAGGAUAGCCUGGAGUGCCCCGAGAAGGAAGAGUAUCGCGACAGUCUCGGGGAAGUGGUGAUCCACUUUCUGGGGAGCAUACAGCGGCGACCGAUUUUAGAUGGGAUGGUUGAUUUUCUGAUGCAGCUCAUGCUGCAAGAAGUUGCGACCAAAAGAUACCUCGCCGGGGAGACGAUUGCCGCCCUGCUCGAGAAAGUGACCGGCAUUGUGCCGGAAGUGGAGGUGGAGCGGGUGAUGAACGAGGGGGCGGGGGACGCGGCCAACUGGGAGCAGGAAAAGGAUCUGGAUGACGAUAGUAAGGACGAUGGCUCUUCGACGCCCCGCAGUGGUACCGGGAGCUCUGGCAACGGAAGCAGCAAGGACGACGACGACGAUCUCCCCGCUCUGUCGGAGGAAGACUUGCCCCCGAUCUUGGCAUCACCCGCGGGGCCGCACAAGUCGUCGCACGCCGAUCUUGGGGUUGUCGCAAUCAUGACCCAAGACCGCCUGAGAGUGAAAAGCUUGCUUAGGCACCGGAGAAAUCUGUUCAUCAAGCACGCGUCCUCUACUUCCGUGCGGGAACUGCAGUAUACCGCGCAGAAAAGACCCAUCCUGCCGAAGUGUUUCCUGAACGACCUGAGCAAAGAGUUCGACUGGGCUCGUCUCCAAAUUGGCGAAGCCCGCGCGGCAGAAGUCAUCCGCGGUAUUAUCGACCGCGUGCAGGACAAGGUUCCCGGGGUCCGCAGCAAGGCGCUCGCGAGUCUCUCCUCCACGUUCCUCUGCCACAACGCGGCACUGCUGUGCGAUCACGUGUUGCCGAAAGAAGAAGACGAGGAUGCGCAAAAGGCAAAAGAGAGGACACAAAAGACGCUAAGUCGCAAUGCAUCUGCUGCCGGUUGUAUAGCACCUGUGAGUAGCCAAGACUUCAGCGACCAAGCACAGAAUAGGUCGCAAGAUCUGGAUGACGUGGAAAUGAUGUCCAACGAUAACGAAGGUGACCACAAGAAGGAUCAGCAAGAGGAUGAUCUAUCAGUUGGCGCGAAAAGACGGAAGCUGGAACAAGACGGCUCACAGGACGGCGUGGGCAACAAAGUUCUUGUAGGAGUCGAGGAGACAACCACCAGUACGGCGCCACACGUCGGCCCACCACCGGAACUGGAGCUGCAGUACCUGCGGGUGGCCGGCGAGCUCUUCAAUUCUUGUCUCACGGACGAGAAGCCGAUAGUCCGCAAGGCCGCCCUGAUGUUUUUCGACACCAUCUUUCCCAAGGUGCUUGAGCUCUACGGCAAGGCCGCGGUGCUGUCGGAAAAUCCCGACGACAACGAGAUGCGCGACCUGGUGCUCCAGCUCGAGGGGAGCAGAGGGAAGGUGAAAAUCGACGCCGAUAAGCAGUUUCUGGUGGCGACUCGGCCCCUCCCGUCGGCCGAGGAGGAGGAAGAGAUAAACAAGGGUGGACCGGAGCAGGAUAAAAAGAAAAAACAGAAAGAAAAUAAAGAGAAACCGAAGCCCCCGGCGAAAAAGGUGAAAAGCGUACCACCUGCUGGCAAAACGAUGUUUUCCACCAUGUUGCCGGACCCGUAUGCUCUGAAAAUUUACCAUCGCCAUCCAUUUUUUGCAGUACAAACAGAAAAAAUUACGUACCGGUAGCGGUACCUUUUUUGCAUAACGAAUUGGAUCAGGAUGGUUAAUUUUCAGGGAAUAAUCCCGACCGCAAGAUAACAAAAAAGACCGUCUGGACCAGGCAGCGACUGUAUUUGUUCGACGUGCCUUCCACCUCGUCCACCGGUGAUGUGUCUUCAAAAGCCAAGGACUUUGCCGUGGAUCCCGGUCCGGUAAGUGAUUGCAGGGACAUGGUGGUGUCUCCUGCGGGGCACGAGACACUCGCCCGCGAUCAUUCCGGAUUGCUCUUAGGCGGCGGCGUUGGUGUGCACGUGCAGAUGAACAGGUCUGGACAACAACAGGAACAUGGCAACAUGAAGAGCAGUCUCUUUGAAGAAGGUGUUUCCGAUGAAGACCAGGAUGUAAUGGACGAUAGAGUGAUGGAGCACCUGGCGCCCACGUAUCCUGAGUAAAAACGUCCCCACACCAGAGUCAAGAUGGGGAUUUUGCAACACAAACCUAGAAGUUUUGGGACUCUUGCAUCACAAGUUGCCGUCCGUAGUGUAGUGCAGGUCAGCAAGGAAAAACGCAUCACAAAUCCAUCUGCUGAUCCUGGUUACAGCAUUACAAAUGCCACAACACGAUUAGAAAUUCCUCUCAUGGUGAUGCGCAUUACAAAUGUUCCUGUCCGUGCAAAUCUGCAUGACAACUCUGGGGUGGGGACGUUUUUACAAAUGAUACCACGGCUUUGUUUCGCAUCGAGCAAAUCAAGGCUUUGACAGCCGACGACUCGGUGAUGGUUCGGAAAGCGGCGAUGCAAACCCUGAGCAUGAUGCUGCGGCAGUGCCCGCAGUCGGGCGUGAUCCGUCGGGCCUGGAAAACCGCGGUGCUGCCGUGCGUUGCCGACCCCGAGGCGAGCGUGGCGGAGAGCGCUUUGCAGGAGGUCCGGAUGACGCUGCUGCGCAAGAUCGCCAAGGUGGGCACAAGGCCGGACGACGAGAUCUACGACUUGCUGGCUGAGUUCACCGACCAAGACGUGGAGUACAUGCAGCGCGCCGCCGGGAAUUUAUUGCGUAGCGAGCAACAGCAGGGGGAGAAGCUGGCCCAGGCCUGCUGCGCCAUCCUGGUGCGGUACAACAAGCUCAGCCUCUCGGUGCCCCUCCCCAUCUUGGACUUGUACGAAGAAAUCACCUCGCGGGCCAUUCUGCAAAGCGCAAACACGAUGAACGCUUCUAGUACCGGCCGGAACAGCAGGAGACAGGCGAUGUACGAAAAGUUGCGCGCGGGGGAUUUGAUGAGCGUGGACAUGGAGAAGCUGUAUAAUGAUUUUCUGCGCCAGUACGAGAAAGACGAAAAGAAAGAGCUGGAACGAGAGAAAAGACGGGAAAAACGCGAAAAGCAGAAGGAAAAGCGUCAACUGCUACUGGCGGGGAAGCAAAUGCUUCUUCCGUGCUCGGAUGAAGAGGAGGUCUCGCCUCUCGCCGCCGGCGAAGAAGCGGACGCGGACGACGACUUUGCAGCUCCUGGGCAAAAGCGUGGUAUCAAGCCUGGAAAAACAUUAAAGGCCAACGACAACGAGCAGCGGCAGCUUGCGUUCGAAGCGGCCCCAGCGGGGGGAGACCGAGACGACAACUACGACAAGGAGAAGAAAAAAGAAUUCAAACCAGCGGUCAUCAAAGUGGAUGUCGAUUUGCUGUUUGUUCUCUGGAAUCACCUGGUGAAGAGCGAGGCGGAAUACGCGUCCGCCAUGCUGAGCCACGUCAACUCCAGGAUGCAGUCUCACAAUGGGAGCCCACGGGGUGGUUCUUCCCGGCUGCUGAAGAGCGGGUCUCUCCCCGAGCGACCGUCGCUGCCUCUUUUUGAUAAGUCGAAGGAGCCGCCAGGGGGACAACAAGAAGAAGGACACACAAUAUUAAGCAGCUUCAACUCGUCUUCGCAACAGAUCGGCUCUUCGGCCAGCACAGGAGGUGCUGGUGUUGCGCCUAUCAAAGUUCCGGAACUUGUCAUCGGCAGCAGCAGGGUCAACAUGAACAACACUUCUUCUGCAGCGGGGGCUGGUGGUGCACCUGGAGCAGCAGGUCUUACCCAGCACGACUCUUCACCAUGUUUUAGUCUCGAUGAAAGCUCGAUCGUGGCGUCCCCGGCCGAGGCAGGAUUGCUCAGUGUAGAGCCGGAAGGCCUCCUGCGGCGGAAAGGUAGUUCUUCCGAUGGCUAUUUUCCGCGAGGUGGGAGCUGGACGGGCUUGCGUACGCAACGAGACGCGCGGGUGUUGCAACGUAUGGUGCGGAUCCUGGGAAACUGUGAGCCGCUUCUGUCGGUGAAACAGAAACGGUUUCUGGUCCGCGGGUUCCGGGACCACAUCCUCGCACAGAGCGAGCGGUUCGAGAUUCCGCUCCUUCGCGACGUGAUGCAGUGCAUCGUGAAGUUUGAUCUUCGCAUUGUGCGAGCAGUGAAAUUGCGGCGGGAGAAACAGGCCGCGCGACGCGCUAAGGCUCAGCGAGAACUGGCAGGCGAUUUUGAGGGGGAUAUGCAGAACGAUGACGCGGGGGACCCGGACGAGAACGACCCUACAGAGAAAAGAAAAAACCGAGGACCCCCGAAACAAGGAUCUCGCAGCGAAAAAAUGGUGGCCUCAGGAGCAGCGGGGAAUCCGAAAAAUCGGAGCAGUAUCAAAGCGAAGAUGAAAAAAGCAGCUGCACGACCAAAAGCGCAGGCAACAAGACUUCCCGGGAACAAGAAGGCGACGGCGACGAAUAAGUCGGGGACGACGCGAAAAAGUGCUAGUAUGACUAAGUCCGCGACCACUGCACCAAAGGCAGGAAAAGGAAAUAGCGGUGCCACGCAUAAUAUUAAGCAGACAACUUCUUCGUCUGUGCAAAACAAAGAGGACGCUUCUGCUGCGGAAGAAGAAGAUGAAGUAGUAGACGUGCAAAGUUCGAAAGGUACUGUAGGCAGACGGCGCGGCAGUUUCUCGAACAGCCGCGGUGACCACAGCAAGGACGCUGAAUCGGGAAGCCCAAGCUCAGAUGAGGACCGCCCGUUUCGUAUCCUGAGUAAAAACGUACCCACACCAGAGUCAGGAUGGGGAUUUUGCAACACAAACCUAGGAGUUUUAGGAGUCACGCAUGACAAGUUUCAGUCCGUAAGGUAGUGCAAGUUAGCAAGGAAAGCCGCAUCACAAAUCGACCUUCUGAUCCUUUUUACAGCAUUACAAGUUCCCAAACACGAUUGAAAAUGCCUGUCAUGGGGUUGCGCAUCACAAAUGUUCCUGUCAUGGCAAAUCUGCAUAACAACUCUGGCAUGGGGACGUUUUUACACAGGAUAUUUCGGUUCGACUUUAAACCGCUGCGGGCAAUGUGCGUGCGUUCCAUGUUCCUGCUCUAUUUCAGCAACCCCAAGGCCGCGGCGAAAGCGAAGAGCAAGGGCAUGGUGUUAGAAAAACUGCUGGCACAGCAGGCGUACGAACCGACUGGCCUAGACGACGACGAACCGAUGGAGCUGGACUACAUCAGCGAUCCCGCGGUGCUCCACAUGAGGCAGAAGCGACACCUGUUCCUCCUGGGAGAAAUUGCAUUGUGGGACUUUGGUACUCUAUCUUUACCACAGUUGUUGUUCUGGUGAAGCAGAAGUAGACUUUGACUGCGCUUCCCUUGGAGCUGUUUCUGCGAUAAUUUCAUUUCGACGUUCGAUGCAGUGAAUGAAAAAUUUUAACUCCUGUAAAGUCGUUAGAAGGACAAAAUUUUUUCAGUUCUCAUUCUCUUCGAGUCGUGCACUAGCACUGAAUCUGAUUUCGAAAGAACGCCAGCAGGAGCCCCUGCUCGCAAUAUAAAGGCGAUGUUGACCACGACUUUGAUGCUGAAUUUUGAUUUUCCCAAUUCCAGAUGCCGUUUGGACUCCGAGCAUGGUUGAGACACUACGAGACCUGUGCGAGUUUGACCAUGAGCAGCGGGACUUGGCAUUGAAGCAGAAUAUGGAUGUGUCAGAGUUGAAAUCGACAAAGUUGAAACAAUUUGCCAUGCAUAAAAAUGGAUGCCAGUUGGAACCCAGUUUCUAAGUGGCGCAUGACAAAUUUCGGUGGUCCCUAAAUCCAGUCUGGCAUGCUGUUUAGGCAAAGAAGAGUGAUUUUCUCAUGCUACUUUAGCAGCUCGAGCUGUAACCUCAAACAGGCUUACAAUCGGCCUCACUUGCCUGCUCUGCAACACCCGUACCUCGGGUCAUGCAUUUUAUGCAUUACAAAUUAUUUCAACUUUGACGAUUUCAAACCUGACGCUCCCAUACAGAAGAAGCCGCACGUAAAACUCGAGACGGACUUCCAGGAGUCCAUUCGGGCGCACGCGUUGGUCGCCAUGGGUAAGUUGUGCCUCCGCGAAGAAAACCUCGCAAAGACGAACCUGAAGAUGUUCGCGGCCUGUUUGAAACGAAACGACGAAGUGCUAUGCGUCAGGAGCAACGCCAUGGUGAUCCUCUGCGACCUGGCCCAGUGCUACGCCACCAUCGUGGACCGGUUUCUGCCCGUGAUGACGGAUUUUCUGGGCACGGAGACCCCCUUGCUCCGCAUGAACGCGGUCAUGAUGGUGUCCUCCCUGUUGGCGGAGGAUUUUCUGAAGCUGCACCAGAACAAGAUGCUGCCCUACCGCCUCUAUCAAACGUAAAAAUGUCUGGGUCUGGAAGAAUUCGAACUUGUGAUGCGUGUUGCGGAUCAUACAAAAAUCUGUGUUGCAUGACUUGCAAAAGGUCCCACUUCUGGCCAUGUUGAGAAGGCAUUUCUCAUGCAGAAUAGGCAUCAGCAAGGUGCUGCAGAACCUGUGAUGCUAGGCCCUGCAUUCCAGACCUGGCGGAGCUUGAAAAACUGCAUGACAAAUCUCGGAAUCUUCCAGACCCAGACAUUUUUGCAUUUGAUAGCCUCAUCUUCAUGCUGGCGGACCCCGACAGGCGGAUCCGCGAGUUCGUGGAAUCCGUCUUCCUCCGGAUCCUGCAUCCCCGCAACGAGAAUGUGUUCCUCUUACACUUCCGCGAGGUGAUCUGCGGGCUGAACCAGUUCAACGAAAUUCCGGCUAUCGCCACGCACUCGCAGGCCCACUACCGCUUCGAUGUCCGGAAACGCUUCCGGAUCUACUACUUCCUCCUCAAGUACAUGGACGGCUCCCAGAAAUUACUUCUCGUCAUGGGCAUUGUAUUUAUUUUUUCAAUUAUGCGACGGCGCGAUUUUGCUUUUGGUUGUUGAAUGCUGGGUUUUGACCUUUAGGUAGCUGUAUGAUGUCUAAAAUAUUUAUAAUUAUUCAGUUCACGUUAGUAUUAUCAACUUCAAUAUACUCCAGUUCUUGUCUUACUUGAUCCUCCUGAGUAAAAUGAAACUUGAUGUUUCUGUACUAGUACUUCUUAACGUUUGCACAUAGAUUAGAAUUAAAAAUCAAUGAACGCUUCAGGUUCAGCAGAUCUUGAAUGCCUGGUGGGUUGGCCCGGCAGGGGCGGAUGGCCCCCUGAAGAUCCCCGCGAACUUAGGAAGCACUGGUGCGGGAAACCCCGCCACGGGAGUGCUGUUUGACUGCUUUCAGCUGCUCCGCUCCAAAGAAUUGCGCAGUGUGUACUCCUACAGGCAGCAACUUACCGAGUGGAAAGAGGCGGGCGAUGACCAGAAGAUGCAGCCAAGGCCCCGCAACAAUGUUCCCAACCUGGUGGCCGCGGGCGGCGGAAACAACAAGAAGAGCAGACAAAAAGCAGAAAGGAUCAACAACCAGGUUGCCGCAGAGCAGGCACUGCUUAUGAAUUGCAAAAGUAUAGAUCCCCGUACUAGAACUAGUAGUAAGCGCAUUACGAAUUCUUGCUCGAGAAAUUUAGGAGAUUUGUAGUAUAAUGCAUGACUGCAAAUGCAAUUUUGAGUACGAGUACGAUACUUUUGCACUGGAUGCUGUUCGAGGAGCAGCAGUUUUCGGACGAGGCUCAGCUGCUCCUUUUCAACUCCACGGCCCAAGCCCUGCUCCGCAUGCUCCAAGACCAGUGGGUGCCGAUUCUGAAGGGCCUCUGGGCGCGCAUGCGGCAGGUCCGGAGCAGUUUGCAGAAGCAAGUGCAGGAGUGCCUGGUGGAUAUGCUCUACGAGUACAUAGACGAGCCGGAUUGGGAGCGCCGUUGGCGCGGUAAGAACGAAGGCCUCGUCGUCGAGAUAAAGCGGGACAUUGAGGCGGAGAAGAAGAAGCGCGACCCCAAAAACCCCAUCAAGUGGAAACCCCCCUCCCUCGCCGACAUCGUGGGGGACCACGUGUACGACACCGAAGAGGGGCGCGCGGCCCAGGUGUCCACGACGGCGUCGAACAACACGCAUAGUAACUACGACCCCAUCCGUAUCCUGAGUAAAAACGUACCCACACCAUAGUUGUCAUGCAAAUCUGCAUGCUUAAAAUGUUUGUCAUGCGGAGCCCCAUGAGAAGCAUUUUCUAAGGGUGUUUUGAAAUUUGUCAUGCUCCAAUCAGCAUGAGAGACUAGAUCUGUAACGCUGCUGAACUAGCUCAAACAGCACUAGUACUCUACGCGUCCAAAUUUGUCAUGCGAAACAAGCAAAGUUGGCCGAUUUGUCUAGCAGAUUUUCCAUCUUGACUCUGGUGUGGGUACGUUUUUACUCAGGAUAAUCCGCCGGCCGAGGCCAGGCAUGAGCGACGCCAUGCACUUCUGCCAACUUCUGUACCCCGAUGGAACCGCCUAUGGAAGUGUCAGAAUCGAAAUUGACAAAAUCGAAAAAUUUGUGAUGCGCAAAAUCGAUACCAGUUGAACCCUCAGCUUCUAAGUGGCGCAUGACAAAUUUCGGGAGCACCAAUAUCCAGUUUGUCAUGCUGUUUGCGCAAAGAAUACUGCUCCUGUCAUGCUACUCUGGGAGCGCAUCGUCCUCCUCAAACAGGCUUGCAGUCGGUCUCAUUUGCCUGCUCCCCAACACAGGCCACGCGUGCUCUACAUUUUAUGCAUUACAAGUUUUUCGAUUUUGUCGAUUUCGAUUCUGACACUUCCAUACCGCCGACCUCUUCCAGUCGCUCGGCCUGGCGGGAAAGUUCGGCAAGACCCCGAUGGAGCAAGUGCGGAAUUUGGAAAUAAAGCUAGGACUAAAAGUGGAUUGGGACAAGUUCGCCAUGAAUGUUUCUGGCAGAAAGAACCUCAAAACCAUGAAAAGCCAAAGAACUGCUGAUCGUAGUAAUUCUGCCGGCCGUGCUAGUAGUGGGGCGCUGGGUGGGGCCCAGAUAGUAGUAAAUGGAAAAGGCAAAGGGAAAAAUGGAGGGAAAGAUAGCACCGGCUUAUUAAAUAAUAACUUUGCCCCCCGCGGCCCGGGAUGGUCAUCGUCGUACAGCAACCAGCACGGCCCUGCUAGUCGCGCCGCCGGUUCGAAGACGGUCCCGGCGCUGCUUGCGAUCGCUGAAGAGGGUGCAGCUGACCACGACCAGCAUGGUGAGCUGCAACUGCAGGAAGACGGGCAAAAAUGCUUUCCGUUUUCUGUCGGCCAGAAUGAAAAUCAAAGAAGCGAUCCCCGACAUCAGAACAAAACGACUAAAAGAUUCAAUAAACCAGGAGUGAUGAAGAAUAUGAUGUUGCGAGAGAACAGUGCACCUUUAGGCACGGGAGGAGCUCCUCCUGCAGCAAGUACAACCGGGGGAACAACAAGUUGGGCUGCCGGGGCCGCGAGCGGAAAGAUCUUAUCGGAAAAACACCCAACGAGGACCCUGCUAGCAAUAGAAGGUGGACCGGGAACUUCUUCUACUAUCGAUGUAGAGAAUAGGAAUAGUGUCCUCAACCAGAAGCCGCGACCGCGAGAUCAUCCGAAACCUGGUUGUAGUGAAAAUAGAAAUGGUCCGUCGCCUUCCUCCCAGCCGUCUCGGGGCCCCCUCGGUAUCCGCAAGCAGGAUGUGAGAACCAUUUUUGCUCGGCCUGCGAUGAAACUUAGCCGAGUCUCGCCGCUGUCAGCGGAAAAUCUUUCUAAGCUUCCGAGGAACAAAGAGAACCACUGGCAGACGCAGAUAGAGCUCAGAAAGCCAGAGACGGGUCGUGAUCCUCAUCUACCAACCUUGUUGCAGCAUCGGGACGAGAACGUCGAGCUACAAGCAGCUACAGCUCCAGCGGUUGAUGCCCCUCCUCCUGCUAAGCGUGUAGUUGCAGGUCGUCCUUACAUCAACUCUGUCGAGGAACAAACAGAAACUUCGAACGAGUUAUCUAGUAGGCCCGCGCCCCCGCCUGGGCAAAGUAAGACAAGUAGUCUGUCUGGGACUCGUUCUGCUCAUGCUGAGAAUGUGAGCACCACCGCGGAGGGCGGUGCCAAAGAGACCGCAUCAAAACGGGCACCGAGUUUGACGAGAGACUCCUGA